UCCUACCAUCCACGUCUCGGGUUGGCCCGUGUCCUUACCCGGUUAGGUUCGGAUCACGACGCCGUCCGAAGAUUCUACGAAGAAUGCAUCACUAUGGAACCCAACCUUCAUGACGCGUACAUAGAACUGGGGGAAAUCCUGGUUAAAUCGGAUCCCUUAGGAGCAGUUGAGGUGUAUUCGAAGUAUCCGUUCCCAGACCCCUUGACCUAUGAUGACGCGUAUCUCCAUGGCGAAAUUGCGCGACUCUUGAUUAAGCACGAGAAGUUGGACGAUCCGCGGUUAGGUCCAAGCAUGAUAGCAUUGGGCAAAGUGAUGGGUUUCUCUGUCCUAGAGAAAUACGUGGACAUUCUUGAUAGUAAGUUACAAUACAGUAAGUUAUUGAUGCAGAUUUAUGCUCAAGUAAACGGGAAGAAUGUCGAUGACCCUGAUUUGCAACAAUUCUUUAAGUUUAAAUGUUGGAUAUAG
This is a messenger RNA of Paramuricea clavata, 465 nucleotides long. Lineage: Eukaryota; Metazoa; Cnidaria; Anthozoa; Malacalcyonacea; Plexauridae. The record is from the annotation of a GenBank genome assembly.